GGGACCUUGCUAUAGGGGAUGCAGAGGCAGGGCCGGAUUAACGUAGGGGCGGAUGGAGCGGCAGCUCCAGGCCCCUGCGUUAAAAUAGGCCCGGCGGCCCGCACAAACGGCCCGCACAGACCGACCGGCGUAUAACUUGUAUUGCCCGACGCCCAGACAUACAGGCAUUUAGUGUUUCAGGCGAGUAGCGCUAAAUGCUGGAAGACUUCACUUACCCCGCCCUCCUCCGCGUCUCCGGUUGGCCGGCCUGAGUCUGAUGAGGGACGUUGCGCAUGUGACGUCCCUCCGCAGACCUGCACAGGACGUCAGUGACGUCACUCGUCAGGCCGCCGCCGUAGAGGAGAAGCGCAGCGCAGGACAGGUAAAGUGUCUAUGUGUGUGUGUCUGUCAGAGGCAGCCACCGCCACCGCCUAAGGCCUGGCACUGGUGGGGGCCUCGCUCUGGCCACCACUCUUUCACUGAUGGUGAUCGUCCAGGAGUAAGGAGGAAGAAGAACUGGGGGAGUAGAUGGCCUCUGUGUGAGGUAACUAGGAGAGUGAAUGGGGGGCAUGUAGUGGCACUGCCUACAUUGUCAGUGCUUUUUGGCUGCCCAGCCUGGCACAUAGAUUGUAGGAAUCACAGCAGUACUGAUCUUAUUAUGCCGCACAUGCUCUACAAGCGCCAUCCUGCCGUCGGGUCCUAAAGGAGGGGAAAUGAUCCUCAAAGCACAGCAGCCUGCUAGCAUGAAACAUAUGAGCAAAGUAGGAGGAGAACUGUCUGUGCCCCCUCCUCCACAUGACUUCAUCCUGAGGUCAGAGGUCUUGACUCCUGACCCCCAGCACUGGAAGCCAUGUAUGAUGAGCCUGUCAGCAUCUCAGAAAGUUAUGGUGUCUACCACCAUCUAAACCUUCUUAUGGCAUUUGAAUGUAGCCCCAUUGACAAGAAGGUGAAAUAAAAGGGAUGGAUACAUAGCACAAUAUACAAGCCCUACCUAUGUGCUGAUUCAUAAUACAGCAAGCUGUUCUCUGAAGGCUCUCUGCAAGAUUAGUCUGCUGCUCCAUUCAUCAGGAGGACAGAUGAUGUGGUUACAUUGUGGCAGCGUACAAUAUGGAUGACCCGACAUAGGCCGUUCCUAAAAAACCUAUCAUGGGCUUGAGGAUCGCCGCAGGAGUCUUCCACCUCCCCACAGCCGUUCUGUACGGCUCACUGUCCUUCUUCCUCUCCGUCCUGCACAAUGUCUUCCUUCUCUACUACGUGGACACUUUUGUGUCUGUUUACAAGAUCGACAAGCUGUCCUUCUGGAUUGGAGAGACCAUCUUUUUAAUCUGGAACAGCCUGAAUGACCCAUUAUUUGGAUGGCUUAGUGAUCGGAUUUUCCUGAACUCAAAACAGUCCAGCACAGACAUCUCAACUCCUGAUGUGGUGUUGAAGAGGCUCAGUGCCUUGAGUAGAAAUGGACCACUGUUUGCUCUCUCCUUCCUAGCCUUCUGGGUGUCAUGGGCUCAUCCAGGUUUACAGUUCCUUAUCUGCCUCUGUCUGUAUGACAGCUUCCUCACCAUGGUAGACUUGAACCAUAAUGCCCUGUUGGCAGACCUUGCAGUCUCGGCUGCAGAUAGGACGAAAUUGAACUUUCACUGCUCACUGUUCAGUGCCAUUGGCUCCCUGUCAGUCUUUGCAUCUUAUACAGUUUGGAAUAAAGAAGAUUUUUUCUCCUUUCGAAUAUUCUGUGUGAUCCUAGCAGCUGUGUCUGCCCUUGGUUUCACAGUCACCACGUGGCUGCUCAGGCAACGCUUCCAACCAAGUGGAAAAUCCGCCGAAAGCCAGGACUGCUUAUUAAAGGAAUUAUAUGUUGAAGAGCCCUCUGAUUCUCCUGAAAAAAAGAUCACCCUUCUAGAUUACCUCAAGCAGCUGUCAAGACACCGGAAUUUUCUAUGGUUUGUCUGUAUGAACCUGGUACAGGUUUUCCACUGUCAUUUCAACAGUAAUUUCUUCCCCCUCUUCCUGGAGCACUUGUUGUCUGACAGAAUCUCUGUUUCUACGGGGUCUUUUUUACUUGGGAUUUCCUACAUUGCGCCACAUUUAAACAACAUGUAUUUCCUCUCUCUAUGUCGGAAGUAUGGCGUUUAUAGCGUCGUGCGCUGGCUGUUUAUUCUCAAACUGGUUCUCAGCGUCAUUAUGCUUCUAGCUGGGCCGGACCAGAUAUAUCUACUUUGUAUAUUUAUAGCUAGCAAUCGUGUUUUUACUGAAGGGACUUGUAAACUGCUGAACCUGGUGGUCACCGACUUGGUGGAUGAAGACUUUGUGCUACAUCGCCGAAAACAGGCGGCCUCUGCGCUCAUGUUUGGAAUGGUGGCUUUGGUGACCAAACCAGGCCAGACUUUGGCUCCCCUUAUUGGUACUUGGCUGCUGUGCGUCUAUACAGGAUAUGACAUCUUCCAGCGAGACGCAAUGAAUAAUAUCAACACUGACCUGCAGAUGGAUCCAAGCCACGUACUGAUGCCCACUCUCCGGCAGGGAUGCUUUUACCUCUUGGUAUUCAUCCCUAUUACCUGUGCUUUCCUCCAGAUUUUGACCUGGUCACAUUUUACUCUACGCGGGAAGCGCCUCAUAGCGGUGAAAUCAUAUCGCCAGACUCUGCCUCAGAAUGUACUUCCUCAGGAUGUGAAAAAUAUUUGAAGGACAGUACAGGGUACCUGACAGUGAUAAUUAUUUGGUAUCCUUUCAUAUUGGCAUCGUAGGGCUGGUAUCAUAACAUGGUAUAAGAAUACAGCACAUCUCAUCUGCCUGUGGAAUCGGGCUGGUCACUAUGCCAUUAGAGAUAAAAAAAGAAUGUCAUGAUGAAAAUUGUCCUGAUUUUUUUGACAAAGUAUAAGAAUCUAUAAAUCUGAUGAUGAUACAUAAAAACGUGCCAACGUUAAAAGGGUUAUCCGGUGUUUUGCUGAAACUUAAAAAAAAAAAAACUGAAAACAAACAAAAGAAGUCAUACUUACCAUGCCCCGGUCCCCUGCAGCUCUGUCUGGUCCUCUAUUCUAUCUUUUGGUGGCUGAGACAGGAUAUAAUUGGAGCCAGUGAUUGGCUGCGCAGGCAGGUCCUGCAAUGAGCAUUCGUCUGAAAAGUAUUCAGAAGACAGAUUGAGGGAUCAGACAGAGCCAAUCAGGAGCUGCGGGGGACCAGGGCAAGAUAAGUAUAGGUUUACGGGGUUUUUUUUCCCCACUGCCAGCAGGAUGUUAAAGGAGAACUCCAGCCCAAACUAACUUAUUCCCUAUACACAGGAUAGGGGAUAAGUAGCUGAUCGCGGGGGAUCAGACUGCUGGGACCCCCACGAUCUCCGGAACGGGACCCCGGCUGUCAGUGAGGAGUGUGUGUUGUCUACCAGUAGACGGCACGCGAUCCAUUAAUUUCUAUGGGAGCGCCAGAGUUCAGUACUCAGGUCUCUUCGGCACUCCCAUAGAGAUGAAUGGAGCAUGUGCCAACUGCAGCACACGCUCUUCACUGACAGCCAGGUCCCGUCCCAGUGAUCGGAGCCCCCACGAUUAGCUACCUACCCCUAUCCUUUGGUUAGGGGAUAAGUUAGUUUUUGAUGGAGUUUUUUAAUUUUAGCAAAACACUGGAUAACACCUUUAAAGGGGUACUCCGGUGGAAAACUUUUUUUUUUAAUCAACUGGUGCCAGAAAGUUAAACAGAUUUGUAAAUUACUUCUAUUAAAAAUCUUAAUCCUUCCAGUACUACUUAGCUGCUGAAUUCUACAGAGGCAAUUCUUUUCUUUUUGGAACACAGAGCUCUCUGCUGACAUCUCUGUCCAUUUUAGGAACUGUCCAGAGUAGCAUAUGUUUGCUAUGGGGAUUUUCUCCUGCUCUGGACAGUUCUUAAAAUGGACAGAGAUGUCAGCAGAGAGCACUGUGGUCAUGAUGUCAGCAGAGAGCGCUCUGUUCCAUAAAGAAAAUUUCUUCUGUAGUAUUCAGCAGCUAAUAAGUCUUGGAAGGAU
Molecule: messenger RNA, 3964 nt
Organism: Hyla sarda
Lineage: Eukaryota; Metazoa; Chordata; Amphibia; Anura; Hylidae
Gene: SLC68A1
Product: major facilitator superfamily domain containing 13A
Exons: 10
Coding region: 1126-2655 (509 amino acids)
Source: RefSeq, a predicted model, not a curated record